CGAUUCAGUUAGAAUAGAGAGUCGAUUCCCAACAGCAGUGUUUACUGUCAGCAGUCCAGCGGCCAGGCUUUUCUGUCUGAUAAGGGCUGAACACACAGACUGACACCGAAGAGCUUACAGUAGCAUCCACCUGGACGGACUUUCUGGUUUUCGACCCUUUACAGCUGCAGCAAUCAUGUGUUUGGUCUUUAAUUGGAGAGCUCAGGUGGAGAGAACGUAGCUGUUGGGCUCAGGGAGAGAUGCCAGUGUGUAUCAGGGCCCUGCUGGGCUGCAGGAACCACAGAGAAUACAGAACAAAGCAUGCACAGAAAGUCUAUCUUACAAAUUAAAGUAUUUACUUUUGCAGUGUUAGUGCUGUGCUUAUUUUAUUUAUUUUUGUCAGAUCAAUUUCGAUGGAAAUUUGCAAGGGCAAAUAUACUAGACACUGCUAAUAUCCUUUGCUAAUGGUAUUUCUGUAUUCUGUCUGUAUUUCUGUCCACCACUCCCUCCUUUUCGUCGUCUCUGCAGGAUAGUGGAUCAGGUCUUGAAACAUGAGCUCUGUGGCAGUGUUGACUCAGGAGAGUUUUGCGGAGCACCGCAGUGGUUUGAAGGACAUUAAGAUCAUGGGUAGUGUGCCAGAGGAUGAAGCAUAUAUACCUACCUAUCUGGAGGCUUUUCCCCCUUUACCCGACAAGGGUGCUCCAGGGGAGAAGACUGGUGAACCGGCAGGUGCCUGGAGCAAAAUCCGACCCAUCAAAGCCUCCGUCAUCACUCAGGUGUUCCAUGUACCUUUUGAGGAGCGGCGCUAUAAAGACAACAGUCAGUUUGGUGAGGGUGAGGAGGCGAAGGUGUGCCUGGACAUCAUGCAGAAGACUGGGGCACACAUUGAGCUCUCUCUGGCCAAAGACCAAGGCCUCUCCAUCAUGGUGACUGGAAAACUAGACUCGGUCAUGAAAGCCAGGAAGGAAAUUGUGGCCCGACUGCAAACUCAGGCCUCAGCGACUGUGCUCAUUCCAAAAGAACAUCAUCGAUUUGUGAUCGGAAAGAAUGGGGAGAAGUUACAGGAGCUAGAGUUGAAAACGGCCACCAAGAUAGCCAUCCCCCGCUCUGACGAUCCCAAUGCCAACAUUCGCAUCACUGGCACCAAGGAGGGCAUUGAGAAAGCACGGCAUGAAAUCCAGCUCAUUUCCGCAGAGCAGGAUAAGCGUGCUGUGGAACGUUUAUCUCUUGAGAAAGCUUUUCAUCCAUUCAUCGCUGGUGCAUAUAACCGACUCGUUCAAGAGCUGAGUCAAGAGACUGGAGCUCGUAUCAGCAUUCCACCACCUAGUCUGCCCAAGGAUGAGAUUGUCAUUACCGGCGAGAAGGAAGCAGUUGCCAUUGCUAUUGCCCGCAUUCGGGCCAUCUAUGAAGAAAAGAAGCAAAAAACGACCACAAUCUCAGUGGAGGUGAAGAAGUCACAGCACAAGUACAUAGUUGGACCAAAAGGCAACACCCUGCAGGAGAUCCUGGAGAACACAGGGGUGUCUGUGGAGAUGCCUCCUCUGGACUCUGCCUCUGAGACCAUCAUCCUCAGAGGGGAGCCGGAUAAGCUGGGCCCGGCCCUCACUCAGGUGUAUGCCAAGGCUAAAAGUGUGAUAGUGUUGGAGGUAAUUGCUCCAGCCUGGCUCCAUCGAUUCAUCAUUGGCAAGAAAGGACAGAACAUCAGCCGCAUUACACAGCAGUUGCCUAAGGUGCACAUAGAGUUUACCGAUGGAGAGGAACGGAUCAGUCUGGAGGGACCAACGGAGGAGGUAGAACAAGCCCAGGCUCAGUUACAGGAGAUCAUCAAAGACCUGAUGGCAAGAAUGGACUAUGCAGAGAUAAACAUUGACCAGCGUUUUCACAGACAUCUCAUUGGCAAAAAUGGGGCCAACAUAAAUCGGAUAAAGGAGCAGUAUAAGGUAUCAGUGAGGAUUCCUCAGGACUCUGAGCGCUGUGGGCUGGUUCGUAUUGAGGGCGAUCCUCAGGGAGUACAGCUCGCUCGCAAGGAACUGAUGGACAUGGCCCAGCGUAUGGAAAAUGAACGCAUGAAAGACCUGAUCAUAGAACAGAAGUUCCACCGCACCAUCAUUGGGCAAAAAGGAGAAAGGAUCAAAGAAGUUAGGGACAAGUUCCCUGAGGUCAUUAUCAUCUUUCCAGACCAGCAACAGAAAAGCGACAUAGUGCAGCUCCGAGGGCCCAAAAACGAGGUCGAAAAAUGUGCAAAGUUUCUGCAGAAACUCAUCGCUGAGCUGGUUGAGAGCAGCUUCUCAAUAUCUUUACCCAUCCACAAGCAGUUUCACAAAAACAUUAUUGGCAAAGGAGGUGCUAACAUUAAAAGGAUUCGUGAGGAGACCAGCACAAAAAUUGAUCUCCCAACAGAGAACAGCAACUCGGAGAUGAUCGUGAUCACUGGCAAGAAAAGCAACUGUGACGCUGCACGAGACCGAAUCCUUGCCAUUCAGAAAGAACUGGCCAACCUGAAGGAGGCUGAGGUUUCCAUCCCAGCCAAGCUGCACAACUCUCUGAUUGGAUCCAAGGGCAGUCUGGUGCGCUCCGUGAUGGAAGAGUGUGGGGGCGUUCACAUCCACUUCCCUGCGGAGGGAUCAGGGCUGGAUAAAGUCACCAUCCGAGGCCCUGCAGAAGAGGUGGAGAGAGCCAGGAAGCAACUGCUGCAGCUGGCAGAAGAAAAGCAAGUCAACAACUUCUCAGUGGAGCUUCAAGCCAAGCCUGAGUACCACAAGUUCCUGAUAGGCCGAGGGGGAGCUAAUAUCCGUCGUGUGCGGGAUCGAACUGGAGCACGGAUCAUCUUCCCCUCGACUGAUGAGCCAGAACAGAAGCACAUUACCAUCAUGGGUAAAGAGGAGGCCGUACGGCUUGCUCAGAAAGAACUGGAGACUCUCAUCAAAAAUCUGGAUGAUGUCAUCGAGGACAGUAUGGUUGUUGACCCUCGGCAUCACCGUCAUUUUGUCUGUCGUAGAGGGCAGGUGCUUAGAGAUCUGGCGGAGGAGUACGGCGGUGUGGCCGUUAGCUUCCCUCGCACGAGUACACAGAGUGAGCGCAUCACUCUCAAAGGGCCCAGAGAGUGUGUGGACGCUGCUAAGAAUCGCAUUCAGGAGAUCAUUCGAGAACUGGAGUCACAGGUGAGUGUGGAGGUGGUGAUUCCCCAGCGGUACCACAGAGGUGUCAUGGGACCCAAAGGCUGCAGGAUACAGCAGAUUACACGGGAGCAUGAUGUCCAGAUCAAAUUUCCAGACAGAGAUGAGUCUACAGCUCAGGAAUCUGCAUCUCAAGAGAAUGGCGAAACGGACAUCAUCCUUCGGAAGUGUGACAUCAUCACUGUGAUGGGGCGGGCUGAAAAGUGCGAGCUGGCACGGGCAGCUUUGCUUGCAUUGGUUCCUGUGACGAUUGAUGUUGAAGUUUCCUAUGACCUUCACCGUUACAUCAUAGGACAGAAAGGAAGUGGAAUAAGGAAAAUGAUGGAGGAUUAUGAGGUGAAUGUUUGGGUUCCUCAGCCUGAACAACAGUCAAAUAUCAUAAAGAUCACAGGCCAGGUGUCCAGUGUGGAGCGGGCCAGACAGGGGCUUCUGGAGAGAGUCAAGGAGCUGCAGGCAGAGCUGGAGGAUCGGGCAUUACGGAGCUUUAAGGUGACCCUCUUGGUAGACCCCAAAUAUCACCCCAAAAUUAUAGGCCGCAAAGGAGCUGUCAUCUCCCAAAUACGCAAAGACUUCGAUGUCAGUGUACAGUUUCCAGACAAGAGUGAUGAACAGCAGGAUGUAAUAACGAUUGGGGGUUAUGAGAAGAAUGCAAAUGAGGCCAGAGCAGCUAUAGAGCAGCUGGUGGCAGUGCUGCAGGAAAUGGUGAGUGAGGACAUCCGGCUGGACCGGCGGGUCCACGCUCGCAUCAUUGGAGCCCGGGGCAAAGCUAUCCGGAAACUCAUGGAGGAGUUCAAAGUUGAUAUACAGUUUCCCCAACCUGGUUCUGAGGACCCAAACAAGGUUACCAUCACAGGACUCCCAGAGAAUGUUGAUAAUGCCAUAGAUUAUCUACUUAACCUGGAAGAAGAAUAUAUGUUGACUGUGACUGAGACAGAGACUAUGGCGGCCUAUAUGAAGCCUCCUUCUAAGGCAGUAGGGGCUGGAGGAAAUUAUGAGGAUAGCAAAGCCCUGGCUAAAGGCUUUGUUGUGCGGAAUGCCCCCUGGAAUGCUCAGGGCAACAAGGCACCAGACGUGAGCAGUUCUGAAGAGUUCCCCAAGUUUGGAUCUGGAAUAGCACCAAAACAGACAUCUGCAUGGGGGCCCAAAAAGUGUGCCCUUUGAGGAAUUGCUUCUAUCUUCUGCCUUUGCAAAAAUGGUACUUAGCAUUUGGUGGAUAGAUGUUCUUAUAACACUUCAACUGUCCACGGAUGGUCACACUUCAGUUCCUGUUGUGCCAGUCACAUUUCAAGGAAAUCACAGAAACAGAUCCUCAAGUAUCAGUUAGCAUUUUUAUACAACUGUUGUUUUGUGAAUAGUCUCAAGGUGGGUGAGACAAACAAUAGCAAGACACUGGAGAAUGAGGCAGACAUUUCUUACUUCUUGGACAACUUAAGACUAGAGAACCCCUAGUUCACUGUGUACAAGUUCUUUUUUUACAUCCUUGAUGGUUUUAACUGGUUUUUAACUGUGUGUUUCACAUGAAUGCACUCGGUUUGCAGCAGCAGAGUCGGGUGCUUGAGCUUUCACUAUGUACUGUAUGAAAAAUGAAGAUGGUUUUAAAGUGCAUUCAGCCACAGAUACAGAAAAAAUUAUUGAACACUAGAGUCACGCUGUGGAGUCCUCCAAUACUUAAGACUGAUCAAUACUGAACCUGUUUUUAUAUAUUUAUUUAUGUAUUUAUUUAUUAGUGUAUUUAUAUGCUUAUGUUAUUUAUUGAUUUUGUUCAGUGACUGAAAAUUCAUAUGGUAGGGACUGAAUGGAUGGAUCUGUGUCUUCACUUAAAGCAUAGAGAUGCUUUUGAUGUUAUUUAAGUAUGCUUCAUUUCUUUUGCUUCAGGAAGUUGUUUUUGUGUGGUCACGUCGCAGACUCGCAGCUCAUUUUCAAGUUCUGUGUUUGUAUGAUUUCUGUUUAUAGGUGUUGUUAACAAGGUUUUUUUUCUGUUUUGUCAUUUAAUUUGCUGUUCAUAUGUUUAGCAUUUUUCACUUCACCUUCAACUCCUCAAAAAUUAGGAGAUGUGUGAUUCCAUUGCUUAAGGGUUUAUUUAAUAAAACAGUAUAAGAUUAAGACAAACUUGAAACUGGGAAUAUUAAUUGAAGUCUUAAACGACAGGUUCCCGAACAAAGAAUUUUCUGGAAAAUCAUAAUUUACUCAAUAUUUAAUACAACUGACUUAAGGAAAAAGCCCUAGAAAUGUAGUAUAAUGCCAAACACACUGUGUUUUCAAAUUUAAUAAUUUUGUUUUUUGAUAGAACGGUCAUCUUCAACUUGUUGAAUGAUUGUUAAGCUUUCAAAGUAAAACUCUCUGGAACAUUUUCCUGAUUAUUAACAAACAGCUAAAAACACAAUGGCAUUUUUUGUUGUUGUUGUUUGAUAUGAGGGUCACUCCCUGUCCUCCUAGUUGAGUCUGUGUUUUAAUCAUUGUGUGUGGUGUGAACGUACACUUGGGCACAGGUUGAGUGAAGAACCAUCAACAAACAACUGAAGAUAGAAACACUAUUGGCCUUAAGAAGCAAUUGCCAUAGGAUAUUUUUACCAAGAUUUCAUGGCAUUGAUAUGCAACACUGCAAUAACAUGUCAGUGACGGAAAUGUCCUACUCCAAAUAAAAUAAAAUUUA
This is a messenger RNA of Myxocyprinus asiaticus (Chinese sucker), 5808 nucleotides long. Its product is annotated as vigilin-like. Gene Ontology annotation, molecular function: mRNA binding. The transcript is spliced from 29 exons. NCBI's taxonomy places the organism in Eukaryota, Metazoa, Chordata, Actinopteri, Cypriniformes, Catostomidae. The coding region runs from base 531 to 4316 and encodes 1261 amino acids. Gene Ontology annotation, cellular component: cytoplasm; nucleus. The record is from RefSeq and is a predicted model, not a curated record.